Messenger RNA from Paramecium tetraurelia, 1041 nucleotides. RefSeq lists its product as uncharacterized. The transcript has 3 exons. The record is from RefSeq and is a predicted model, not a curated record. NCBI's taxonomy places the organism in Eukaryota, Ciliophora, Oligohymenophorea, Peniculida, Parameciidae.
AUGGAAGCAACUUUAUGCUAGAUAUUAGCUGAGAAUUACACUUAGGAAACAAACAAAUACUCAACAAUUAUUGUUUUCUAAAGAUAUAGUUCUGAUAAAAAAUGCAUGUUUUUUAUUGGUUAUGAUUCCAAUUCAUUUAUUAUUAUUUAACAGCAACACUACUAAGUAGAUGAGAUGGAUACAAACUUAGAUAUAUAUUUCAAGAGAGUUUAUGACUUCUUAUAUUUAAUCCUUUUUCAAAAGAAGGAAGUGACAAUCCACUUCAUAAAUAUUUUAAUAAUAAAAGAUUUCGAUCAUUUCUAUCAAUUAUUUGAUCUUGAAGGUCCUUUCCCAAAGAGCAAAAUCAUAGUUUGGAUUGAGCAUUAACAACAACUUGACAUACGAAAAUAAUAUUUAUCAAUCUAAAUCUCCUUCAAUUAUAGUGCACUAAUAAAGAUUUAAUUUAAUUUGUUAAUAAAAGAUUUAGGAGCCUACAAAUAGUUCGCAAUCAAAUAAAUUAGUCAAAUGCAAGAGAGUCACUAACAGUUCCUAUAAUAAUUUGAGAACUGCUUAGAACAAGUUAAGGCCUUUAAGUUUUUGACUUUAAUUAAAGAAAUAACUUUUCUUAAGGAAAUACCAGAUUAAAUAGAGUAUUUUGCAUAAAUAUUAAUGAAUCUACCUCGUUAUACAAGUUUAGAUGCAGUUGUAAUAAUAGCUAAACUUAAGUUAUAUAAAUAAAAAGCAAAUUUUAAUAGGACAAAUAAUUAAUAAAAGUUAAAAAUUAACGAAUACUUGGAAAUAACCUAAACUGAUUUAAGGAUAUUUAAAGAACUAAAGUAUUGUCAUUUCCCAAAGAGAGGAGAUAAUAGUUAAAAGUGUAAAGUUUGUUAAAAGAAUAGCGAUAAGGUUAGAAAAUCCAGUUUUGUUUGUGAAGCGUGUAAACUUCAUUAUAAAAUAAAUGUAACCCUUUGUACAACAAAAUGCUUUAAACUAUUUCAUUUAAAUCCUGAAAAGUAUUUACGCAGAAAAAAUAGAUCAAAAAACACAAAAGUUGAAGAAUGA